Messenger RNA from Acanthisitta chloris (rifleman), 1727 nucleotides. It is a transcript of the gene ZBTB34, whose product is annotated as zinc finger and BTB domain containing 34. The coding region runs from base 58 to 1557 and encodes 499 amino acids. The transcript has 2 exons. Lineage: Eukaryota; Metazoa; Chordata; Aves; Passeriformes; Acanthisittidae. Gene Ontology annotation, biological process: regulation of transcription by RNA polymerase II. The record is from RefSeq and is a predicted model, not a curated record. Gene Ontology annotation, molecular function: DNA-binding transcription factor activity, RNA polymerase II-specific; protein binding; RNA polymerase II cis-regulatory region sequence-specific DNA binding.
GAUCUUGAGAUCUGUUUAUUCAAUGGGAAGAGCAGAUUAUUCUUUUCAUCAGUAGAAAUGGACAGCAGCAGUUUCAUUCAGUUUGAUGUGCCCGAGUACAGCAGCACUGUUCUGAGCCAGUUAAACGAACUCCGCUUGCAAGGGAAGCUCUGUGACAUAAUCGUGCACAUCCAGGGUCAGCCGUUCCGCGCCCACAAAGCUGUGCUGGCUGCCAGUUCUCCGUAUUUCCGCGACCAUUCAGCACUGAGCACCAUGAGUGGCCUAUCAAUAUCAGUUAUUAAAAACCCCAGUGUUUUUGAACAGUUGCUUUCUUUCUGUUACACUGGAAGGAUGUCCUUGCAGCUGAAGGAUGUUGUCAGCUUUCUGACUGCAGCUAGCUUCCUACAGAUGCAGUGUGUCAUUGACAAGUGCACACAGAUACUGGAGAGUAUCCAUUCAAAGAUCAGUGUUGGUGAUGUUGAUUCUGUCACUGUUGGUGCUGAAGAAAAUUCAGAGAAUCGCAACGGCGUUAAAGACAGCAGCUAUUUUGCCAAUCCUAUUGAGAUAUCUCCUCCCUAUUGCUCUCAGGUGCGACAGUCAACAGCAGGCAGUGAUCUUCAGAUGGAAACUACUCCAGGCAAAUCUCUACGUAGUCGUCUGCAAGAAGAAGGGCAUUCAGACCGAGGGAGCAGUGGGAGUAUCUCUGAAUAUGAGAUUCAGAUUGAAGGUGAUCAUGAGCAAGGAGACCUGAUAGUAAGGGAAAGUCAGAUUGCAGAGGUCAAAGUUAAAAUGGAAAAGUCUGACAGGCCAAGCUGCUCUGAUAGCUCUUCCCUUGGUGACGAUGGAUAUCACACCGAAAUGGUGGAUGGAGAGCAGGUCGUGGCAGUAAAUGUUGGUUCCUAUGGGUCUGUCUUACAACACGUUUAUUCGUUUACCCAUGCCUCAUCACAGGCUACAGGUGUGUCAGAAACCUUUGGAAGCCUGAGCAAUACAAGUCCUUCAAGGUCAAUGCUGAGCUGUUUCAGAGGGGGUCGUGCACGCCAAAAACGGGUACCCAUGGGUCACUUGCACAGUGAUGUCCAGGGCUUGGUGCAAGGGGCUGACAAUGAAUCCAUGGUGAGUAAUCCAGGAUAUGAAAGUAGUCCACGGGAAAGGAAUGCAAGAGGUCAUUGGUAUCCAUACAAUGAGAGGCUAAUUUGUAUUUACUGUGGGAAGUCUUUCAACCAGAAAGGGAGCCUGGAUCGACACAUGCGAUUGCACAUGGGCAUAACUCCUUUCGUGUGCAAGUUUUGUGGAAAGAAAUACACCCGUAAGGACCAACUUGAGUAUCAUAUUCGUGGUCACACAGAUGACAAACCCUUUCGCUGUGAGAUCUGUGGAAAAUGUUUUCCUUUCCAGGGUACACUAAACCAGCACUUGCGAAAAAAUCACCCCGGGGUAACAGAAGUGAGAAACAGGGUUGAGUCUCCAGACAGAACAGAAGCGUUUGUGGAACAGAAAGUAGAUAAUGAUGCUUCAGCUUCUGAAGCCAUGGAUUCUAGUGUGGAAAUUCAUGCAAUGUCUAACGCAUCUGAUUGAAACAUUACAUUCUAAGUGCAACACAAGCAAGCACAUGACUAAUGUAUUUUAUAAGUAUUCUGUUCUUUUAGUAAUCUUCAGUACAACAGCCUUUUAAUUUUCCUGACCUUCUGGAAACCAGAAAUGGUUUUUGGAGAUUAUGUAAGUACACUUUGUUUUUGAAGGAGGCU